UCACAGCUGUAUUACCUCCGUGCUGCUGACGUAUAUGGUUAGGAACGUUGUAUAAGAAAAUACAAUAAAUUUCUCGACAUUGUCGCAGAAAUUUGAGGAUUUUGUAAUUUUAUCCACACAAGACAUUGUGAUAACUGAGGAUGUCGAAAGUAUUGGAUGAAGAAUUGAAGCAAGCCUUUUCAAAGUUGCACGAGAAGAUGGUAGAUACUAAGCAAAAAUUGAAGUUGGCUGAUAUACAAAUCGAGAAAUUGCGGCGUACGAAACAGCGGGCAGAACUCACUACGAAGGAAAUUAGUAGUUUACCCAAGGAUACAAGAAUGUAUGAGUCUGUCGGUCGAAUGUUCCUUCUAGAUAAUAUGAACAACAUUAAGGAGAAUUUGGAUAGUAGAAUAAAAACGUCUGAUGAGAAGAUCAAGACGCUAGAGAAUAAUAAAACGUAUCUACAACGGAGUUUCAAGGAGAGCGAAAAUGAAAUCAGAGAAAUGAUUCAGCAAAAGCAGAGAAAGGAGACUUCGGGUUAAAUGAGACUUGCGUAUCAAUGUAUGAAUGUGCUCAUAUUUUUUUCUCAUCAGUAUCUUUUGAAUCUUUCAGAUUAUUGUUUGGAAUAUGUAUCUAUUGAAUAUGUAAAUAUAUAUCAUAAAAAAUCUAUAAUCUGUCACAUUUUGCACGUUCAUAUAUUUUUUUAAUUGUGACUUUUUUUAUAUACUGUAUGUGGAAUAAAAUAUCGUCAAUGAACCAUUUGUAAGAGUUAAAUCAACUCGAUUGUUUUUACUUAUGAAAUUGUAAGAAAAAUAUACAAGAGAAAUAAUAUUGUA
Messenger RNA from Acromyrmex echinatior (Panamanian leafcutter ant), 815 nucleotides. It is a transcript of the gene Pfdn1, whose product is annotated as prefoldin subunit 1. Gene Ontology annotation, molecular function: protein folding chaperone. Gene Ontology annotation, biological process: protein folding. The record is from RefSeq and is a predicted model, not a curated record. Gene Ontology annotation, cellular component: prefoldin complex; cytoplasm. Lineage: Eukaryota; Metazoa; Arthropoda; Insecta; Hymenoptera; Formicidae.